Drosophila grimshawi is the source of this 2201-nucleotide messenger RNA. RefSeq names its product pH-sensitive chloride channel 2 (gene SecCl). The transcript is spliced from 7 exons. Gene Ontology annotation, biological process: signal transduction; chloride transmembrane transport; nervous system process. Gene Ontology annotation, molecular function: extracellular ligand-gated monoatomic ion channel activity; chloride channel activity; neurotransmitter receptor activity. Gene Ontology annotation, cellular component: synapse; membrane; neuron projection. The record is from RefSeq and is a predicted model, not a curated record. Lineage: Eukaryota; Metazoa; Arthropoda; Insecta; Diptera; Drosophilidae. The coding region runs from base 133 to 1677 and encodes 514 amino acids.
ACGAAUAAUAUCAAAGUAUAAAGAAAAAAAUAAAUUAACUAAAAGAAAUAAAUUAAAUAAUUAAAAUUAACUCAACACAAAUAAGUGCGUUAAGUCUAGUGAAGUUAGUUAUUUUAAUAUAUUUCUUACACAAUGAAGAAUUUGUAUUUUGGGCCCAUUACAAAAAUACUAUUAAUAACUAUUACAUUGAGCAACAUACUGAAUUACGUUUGUGCUGCUAAUGAAACCGUGGAUGAGAACUGUCCACCGCUCACGGAUGCGGCUAAUCUUCAAUAUACAGAACUAAUCCAGAGAAUGACACAUGUGUGUCGCUACGAUCGCCUGGAGCGACCCAUAGAAUACGACGUGGAAACAUCGAAGCGUCUGCCGAUUGUGGUGAAGAUGCGCAUCUAUGUUUACCUGCUGCAGAAUCUCAACUCAGACUUGCUGCAAUUUAAAAUGCAUGCACUGCUCCAGCUAAGCUUCCAGGAUAAGCGACUGGCAUACAAGGAUUUUGCGCCAUCGCGAUCGGAAACGAUACUGGGGCAGAAACAUUUGAGUGAACGCCUCUGGCUGCCGCACAUAUUCUUUACCAAUGAGCGAGAGUCGAGCAUCCUUGGAACCGAUGAGAAGGAUGUGCUCACCUCCAUCUCACGCGAAGGCAAUGUGAUCAUCUCCACGCGCAUUCAAGCAACUCUCUACUGCUGGAUGAACUUUAAGAAGUUUCCCUUCGAUCAGCAAUAUUGUUCCACGGUGAUGGAAAGCUGGAUGUAUAAUACUUCCGAUUUAUUACUGGAGUGGGAGGAUCACAUGCCGAUAUCCUUUGAUCCCGAUAUGCGACUCACCGAAUAUAACUUGGAAGACUUCUGGCACAAUACAUCCGUUGUCCACUCGGACGAUGUCAAUUUGCGGCACGGAGCAUUCAAGGGCGAUUACAGUAUGCUAAGCUAUACGGUUAGUUUGCAGCGCGAGUUUGGUUUCUAUCUAUUGGACUAUUAUCUGCCAUCCAUGAUGAUUGUCGCCAUUUCUUGGGUAACCUUCUGGCUGCAGGCGGAUGCUUCACCUCCGCGUAUUAUGUUAGGAACUAGCACGAUGUUGUCAUUUAUAACGCUGUCCUCAUCACAGAGCAAAACGCUGCCGAAGGUCAGCUAUAUAAAGGUCUCGGAGGUGUGGUUUAUUGGCUGCACCUUCUUCAUCUUUGGCAGCCUGGUGGAGUUCGCGUUUGUCAAUACGAUAUGGCGGCGCAAGGAGAAUAUUGAGCUGAAGAAAGUGAACAGUAAAUAUAUAAUAAAGUCAACAUUAACGCCACGCCCCUCUCGCCGAAACCUGGGCGGCAGUUUGAGUAACGAAUCUAGAGCACGCUCCUGCUCCAGCCUGGACAAUAUUGUGUCCAGCACGGAGAGUGUGCGCAAUGGCAAUGGUACUGUGAAUCCUGGCUUUAACAAUUACCUGACAGUGCACCCCAAUCUGCCCAUUAUUCGCACUGAGUGCGCCGACAAUGUUUCCGUUUGCAGUACUCGUUCCACUAACGAUCACGUUAUCGAUAUUGAGAAGGAUAAGGAGAAGGAUGCUCCAACAUUUACAACCAUGACGCCGCAGGAGAUUGCCAUGUGGAUUGAUAGACGAUCACGUUUAUUGUUUCCCGGCAUGUUCUUGGCUUUCAAUGCGCUUUACUGGACUUUUGUCUAUUGUUUUUAAGACUAUGCGAAUAUAUUUUAACACACAUAUUUUAACACAGUAUAUGUGUAUUUAAAUGUGCAUUGAUAACACACGCUCACACUCAUACACUCAUACACACACACACACACACACACAAUUGUUGCCAUACAUGUGAAUUCUUGUCGCUUGUGUUUGUUUUCUUUUACUAUUACGUUUAUUGUAAUAUGUAUUGAUUAGUUGUAAGUCGCAUCAUCUCAUAGUCAUAGUUGUAUAAAUGUCACUCAUGUCUUAUAACUAUAAUCAAUAUAUAUUUUAAGUACAAAAAUACAGAGAAAAGAAUAUUUAAAUUAAGCUUUUAAAUAAUGCGGGCUUGUGCCUUAAGUGUGACCACAUAUUUGUUGGAAAAAAACACACCCUGUUUAACAAACAUGCUGUUAACUGUCUUAUGAGUCACAUCACCAGAUGGCGCUUUUGCUCUCAGUACCUAAGACAAUAUAUAGAUGGCAUCAUUUGCGUGUGCAAAAUAAAACGAACGAAAUGCUUCAUUAAUGAUAAUUGAAUAA